This is a messenger RNA of Lolium perenne, 3603 nucleotides long. Its product is annotated as disease resistance protein RGA5. NCBI's taxonomy places the organism in Eukaryota, Viridiplantae, Streptophyta, Magnoliopsida, Poales, Poaceae. Gene Ontology annotation, molecular function: ADP binding. Gene Ontology annotation, biological process: defense response to other organism. The record is from RefSeq and is a predicted model, not a curated record.
GGCACAAGCCUCCACGAUCGAUCUUAUCGAAAUACUGCUUUGCUUUCUAGUCCACACGGGCCUCGAUUGCCAUCAUUUUCUUUUGGCCAUUUCGUUCACUCGCUCUGGAGCUCCACUCACUAGCACAUGAUUCGAAAUUCCCAGUUACAGCUGACUAUCAGAGGUUGUGGUCCGUAAGAGAAGUCAAAGUCGAACUAGGCGGCUACGCGUUUCCAUGGCUAAUAAACCAUCGCCUCUUAGUUCAUUUUAUCAAAAUCCCCCGUACAUCUUCCCCGUCGCUGCUGUGCUGCACUUCAGCACUUGCAUCGCCGGUGUCUGAUGUGACCUUCUGUUUACAACGACAUCUCCACCUCAGAUCGAUCCUGAUAGCAUCCACAGAUUCACACAAUUAACCGAGCUAGCAACUCCUGCUAACCAUGGAGGCGGCUGUGGUGAGCGCCGUGACGGGGGCCCUCAAACCCGUCGUGGAGAAGCUGUCCGCUCAGCUUGGCGACAAGUACAAGCGUUUCAAGGGGGUGCGCAAGGAUAUCAAGUCCCUCACUCAUGAACUCGCUGCCAUUGAUGCAUUUCUCAUGAAGAUGUCGGAGGAGGAGGAUCCUGACGUGCAGGAUAAAGUUUGGAUGAAUGAGGUGCGGGAGCUGUCCUAUGACAUGGAGGACUGCAUCGACGACUUCAUGCUAAGUGUCGAUGACAAGGACGCUAAGCCAGACGGCUUCAUCGAGAAGAUGAAGCACUCGGUAGGGAAGCUGGGCAAGAUGAAGGCUCGCCGUCGAAUGGGUAACCAAAUCCAUGAUUUAAAGAAACAGAUCACUGACGUGGCCUGCAGGAAUCAAAGGUACAAGACUCACCAAGCCUAUGCCAGCACCAAAAAUGCAACCGUCGUCGACCCUAGGUCUCUUGCAAUCUUUGUGCAUGCCUCAAAGCUGGUCGGAAUCGAUGAACCCAAGGCUGAGAUAAUCAAACUUUUGAUAGAAGAAGAUAAACAUGCGCCAAUGCAACAACAACCGAAGAUAGUCUCAGUUGUUGGGCCCGGAGGUAUGGGCAAAACUACUGUUGCAAACCAAGUGUAUCAAGAGCUCAAUGGGCAGUUCAAGUGUCGGGCCUUCUUAUCUGUGUCAAGAAAUCCAAACAUGAUAAACAUACUGAGAACUAUUCUAAGUCAAGUUAGCAACCAAUGUUAUGGUAACACAGAAGAAGGUAGCGUGCAACAACUCAUUAUGAACAUCAACCAAUUCCUACUAGACAAAAGUGAUCAAGAUUAUGCUGCCACGAAAGCAGGGAGCCUACAACAACUCAUCAUCAAGAUCAAUGAUUCCCUAGUAGACCAGAGGUAUUUUGUUGUCAUUGAUGAUAUAUGGGAUGUGGAUACAUGGGAUGUUAUUAAGCAUGCAUUCCCCAUGAACAAUUGUAGCAGUAGAGUAAUCACCACUACUCGUAUAAUUGAUGUUGCAGAAACAUGUCGAUCAUCAUUCAAUGGCCAUGUUUAUAAUAUAAGGCCUCUGGAUAUAGUGCGCUCAAGGCAGUUAUUUCGCAAAAGGCUAUUCAACUCCGAAGAAAAUUGCCCUUCAUACCUUGAAGACAUUUCUGAUCAAAUUUUGGAAAAAUGUGCUGGGUUACCUUUGGCCAUAAUUGCUAUAUCUGGUUUGCUGGCUAACACAGAAAGAAGGGAAGAUCUAUGGGAUCAAGUGAAAGAUUCAAUUGGUCGCGCACUUGUAAGAAAUCACAUCAUUGAAGGAAUGAUGAAGAUAUUGUCACUUAGUUACUUUGAUCUUCCUCAUCAUCUAAAAACUUGUCUCCUAUAUGUAAGUAUAUGGCCGGAAGAUUCCAUUAUUAGGAAGAAGGAUCUAAUAAGGAGGUGGAUUGCUGAAGGAAUUAUUCACAAAGAAGGAAGCUAUACAACACAUGAGAUAGGAGAGGUGUGUUUUACUGAGCUUCUCAAUAGGAAUUUGAUCCAACCUGGAAAUACAAAUGAUUAUGGUGAGGUGAACUCAUGUCGAGUUCAUGACAUGAUUCUUGAUUUCAUCAUAUCCAAGUCCAUAGAAGAAAACUUUGUUACCUUACUUGGUGUUCCCACUCUGACAAUUGGGACACAAACCAAAAUUGUUCGUCGACUCUCUUUGGAAGUGAGCAAACAAGGAUAUUCAACACUACCAACAAAGGGUUUGGUAUUGUCUCAUGUACGUUCACUUAAUGUGCUUCGGACUUAUGAUGAAAUCCCUUCUUUGGAGGAUUUCAGACAUUUGCGUGUUCUCGAAUUGAAGAAUUGCAGUCGUUUGAAAGGACAUCAUCUCGAAAAUAUAUUGAGGUUUUUCCAGUUGAGGUACUUGAGCCUCAAACAUACAAUAAUAUGUGAGCUUCCGGAACAAAUCGGGCGUUUGAAGUGCUUAGAAAUAUUGGACCUAAGAGACACUGAGGUGAAGGAAUUACCUGCAUCUAUUGUUAAUCUUGGAAAAUUAUCACAUCUAUUUGUUGACCGUGGUGUUAAAUUUCCUGAUGGGAUUGUGAAUUUGCAAGCGCUGGAGACAUUGAAAGGGGUCACAGUCUCCAAGCAGCCACUUAACUUCAUAUGGGGCAUUGGCCAGCUAAACAAUUUGACGAAUCUCGUCCUUCAUUUUGAAGUUGAUUCUAACUAUGAGGAUAUUAAGGAGGAGCACAACAAAGCUCUUGUCUCUUCCCUGUGUAAGCUAGGCACCCAAAACCUUCGCUCUCUUACUAUUUGGAAAGGGAGCAACCUCUUGGAGCAACGUUUGAGCCUAGUUACCUUGGAGAGACUUAUUACCAGGUCUUGGUGUUCAGCCAUCCGGGAGGUUCCAAAAUGGGUGAGCUCCCUCAAAAACCUCCAACAGCUACGCCUUAAAGUGCAGGGAGUGAAACAGAAUGAUCUCAACAUCCUUGGAAGUUUACCCUCUUUGAUCAUUUUGCAUCUGAGGGAAGUAACAAAGUCAAACGAAAAGCUCAGAAUCAGCAGGGAAGUUGGGUUCCGGCUCUUGAGGAUUUUUAUUUAUGAUGCAAAUUAUAGCCUGUUAGAUCUGAUGUUUGAGGCGGGAUCUGCGCCCAAGCUAGAAAAACUCCAUAUUUCUUUUGUCUGUGUAGGUAAAGAUGUACCUUUGGACUUCGGAAUUGAGAACCUCCCCUGCCUCAUUACUCUCAAAAUUCCGUGAAGGGCAACGAUGGCAGUGUUGAGGCUGUGUAGGCUGCUAUAGAGAGAGCAGCCAGCACACAUUCCAGCAACCCUUCUCUACUCUUUGAGAGAAUUCACGAACGGGGUAUCCCUGGGAGGUACUAAUUGCAGAUAGAAAAGAGUUCUCCAGUGGUAGCAGCAGAGAUGUUGCUCUGAAGUCUGGUUCCCACUAAGAUAGAUGUUGCUCUGAAGCUCCUGUCUUUUCGAGAUAGAUGUUGCGUCAUAUCUGGUACAGAUGUUACUGAGAUACCAAGGUAACCUGUGAUUCUACUUCGUGCUGUAUGUCUUGUACUUAGUCUACAGUUGCAGUGUCAUAUAGUUAGCUGCUAUGUAGCAAGGUUUGUGCGGCGCGUAGUGAAGUGUGCUUCUAGUCUAUGUAUGCAAUAUGUGUGUUUCUUUCAAAGAAAUACCAGUUUAUUCAA